UUGCCAAGCUGCUUUGCUGCUCGCGGGUACAUAAAUAGUGUCCAGUGGUCUGCGACCAUCAGUCUACAUUUAUAUUUCACGUGCAUAAGAGUGAUUAAUUGCGUAUUCGUCUCGUCUUUGUGAUCGUAUUGUUAGUCCAUUAGUACUAAGAGAAAGAUUCUUCCUGAUUUUUUUUUCAUAUUUAAUAGUGCUUUGUUAUACGUAACGUUAUAAGCGGAUGACUUACUAGUCCAAGUAUUAAUAAAUUUAAAAACAAAGCUGUAUGUUAGAUAUCCUCUUCCGGUGCCUUAUCGCGAUAUCAUUUCUUUCUGCUAUCAGAAUCGAGUGUUACGAAGUCUCAAAAUGCAGCUGCACAUUAGAGGACAAUCAACGCACGUGUUAGAUGUCAGCGGAGAAGAAUCCAUUGGACAAAUUAAGGAUCGCCUUCGAGCUUCAGCUGUGGUUGGUGCUGAAGAGCUAACACUAUCGGCAUGUGGAGCUCCUCUUGAUGAUUCAUGCCUUGUAUCUGACCUGGACUCUACAGAACUUGACCUCACAAUUCCACUUCUUGGUGGUAAAGUGCACGGUUCUUUGGCUCGUGCUGGAAAAGUGAAGAGUCAGACACCAAAAGUAGAAAAAGAACAAAAAAAGAAGAAGAAGACCGGCCGUGCCAAACGCAGAAUGCAAUACAACAGAAGAUUCAAGAAUGUUGAUCAAACCGUCGGCCCCCGUCGUGGACCCAACUCCAACUCAUAGGUUACAUUCUUUGUAAAAAAAAUGCAAAUAUAACAUCUUUGCGCCA
Molecule: messenger RNA, 781 nt
Organism: Galleria mellonella (greater wax moth)
Lineage: Eukaryota; Metazoa; Arthropoda; Insecta; Lepidoptera; Pyralidae
Product: FAU ubiquitin-like and ribosomal protein S30
Exons: 5
Coding region: 343-735 (130 amino acids)
Biological process (GO): translation
Cellular component (GO): ribosome; cytosolic small ribosomal subunit
Molecular function (GO): structural constituent of ribosome
Source: RefSeq, a predicted model, not a curated record